Messenger RNA from Cynoglossus semilaevis (tongue sole), 4879 nucleotides. RefSeq names its product class II, major histocompatibility complex, transactivator (gene ciita). The record is from RefSeq and is a predicted model, not a curated record. Gene Ontology annotation, molecular function: protein binding. The coding region runs from base 149 to 4297 and encodes 1382 amino acids. Gene Ontology annotation, biological process: positive regulation of MHC class I biosynthetic process; positive regulation of MHC class II biosynthetic process; positive regulation of transcription by RNA polymerase II. The transcript is spliced from 21 exons. NCBI's taxonomy places the organism in Eukaryota, Metazoa, Chordata, Actinopteri, Pleuronectiformes, Cynoglossidae.
GAGGCCACUGAGAGGAUCACAGUGCAUCAGUGUCAGCACCACGACGGUGGACGCAGUCUUCUUCCUUCUGAUUACUUUUAUCUGCAGCUACAACGCAAGACAUUAAAACAAAGAGACGGGCUGUUGAAGAAAAUGCCUAGAUUUGAACAUGGAGGCAGACACAGCGCUCACGGCGGCGUACAGGAUGCUGGACUUGGACAUUGACAAUAUCAAGUGGCCAGGAUCAAGGUCCACGGAGGCCAGUUUUUCCCUGAACCCAACAGGAGUCACUGCCCUGUCAAAAAGCCUCGGUUUUUCAGCAUCAGAAAAUGUGGGAAGGACCGCUCACGUCGAUUACUUCAAUAUAUCUACAGGCUCUGCGGCCCUCGGACCCUGUGCUGCAGCAGACACAAGCGGCAGCAUCCCACGCACCUGUCUGGAGGGCAGUCUGAGAGUGAGGGGUGCCCCUGAUUGGGCCACACUCACAGAGGAACUUGUAUGUGUGAAAGGAGAAGCACGUCGCAGUUCACAUGCUGGAUUCACAGAUGUGACAGCUUUAUUUUCAGAACCCACAGAAGACUCACUAACUAACGCACACCACAAUGCGUUUAGUCAAAUAAAACCUCACAGCAUGACUGUGGGUGCUGCGGAAAAUAUGGAACUUUCCUUGUGGGCCACCUUAAAGAAGAGCACAUGCAGCUUUGACAAUGUAACAGAUCUUCAAGGUCAUAAAGAUGGUGAUGAAGAAGAAGAGAGACUGGAUUCACACUGGGAUGCCACGAUGCAUGAAGGAGAUCAGGACAACUCUGACUAUGGAGAUCUACCAGAAUACAUCGUGGAUCUCCUACAUGACGACAACCAGCUGAUGCAUUUAGUGCAUCGGACCGCAGAACAAUUCAGGGACUCACUGUUGAGCGGUGACGACUUCUUAAAUGAUGCUGCCAUGACAACAGAACUACAGAGACAGGAAAACAAACUCAGUGCCAGAAAACUGAGCAGGAGAAAAAGACAAAGAGUAGAACUGCAGACACAGUCACAACAGGCACAAGUUGAAAACACACCUUUCAGGACGAAACGAUUCAGAGCAACAGUCGCUGACUCAGAAUCAGGGCCUCGACCUUCAGGUUUAUCCCACCUCGCAGCAGCUCCAGCCAGAAUUCUCCAGCUUCCUCCUUCCAUUCACUUCAUCACCAUCCCAGACAAUCCCGGCUGUGCUGUGGUCCAGACUGUGAAACUUUCACCUCCGGUUGUUCAGCUUCCAAUCCAGAACACAGCUGCUCCACACACGUACAUUUUAGUUCCAUCUACCUCACCCCCAAGUAAAUGCCAACUGCAGCCACUUUCACCAGUGGGUGGUGCUGUAGCACCGGUCCAGAUGAGUUCAUCACCACCAGGAUCUCUGUCGGACUCUGCUAGCAGAGCAAUGUCUCCCCGGCAGAUAUUUCCACUCCCACCCAGAAGUGAGACGUCACCGUGUAAAGAGUCAAGUUGUCCUCAGUCUCCCACUGUCCUCAAUGUUACGCAAGUUGUAAAGGAUUACAUCAGAGAAGUCAAAGCCCACAUGAAUCGCACCUGCCUGUGUAUCGAGGAAGGCCUCUCGUUGACCUGUCACUGUGUGGAUGUGCCAGUGAGCCAGAGAGAGAUGCUCUGCUCUGGGAAAAACACCAACAAAGAGCUAAGGAUCAUGGGAGACACAGAUCGGCAAAAAACCUUGUUGGAACGCAGUCAGAUUUUUAGAGACAUCCAUGGACACAACAAACGAUACAUCCUGCUACUUGGGAACGCAGGAAUGGGAAAAACCACCCUGAUAAAGAAACUGUUUCUUGACUGGUCCACAGACUGCAUCCCACAGUUUGACUUUGUCUUCGUUCUCGACAAGAAAGCUCUUUUUUUAACCAGACCCUGCUACAGUCUUCAGACCCUCCUUUUGAACCUUUCCUCUUUCGUCCCUCCCUGCCUGGACCCAGAUGCUGUUUAUGCUCAAAUCCUUGCAGCCUCGAAGCGUGUGCUCCUCAUCUUCGAUGGGUUUGAGGAGCUACGGGACUAUGAGAUUCUUAUUCAAACUCAGGACAGAGACUUGAUGACGUCGCUGCAGAAGGACAGUAAAGCAGGGAUGUUCACCGUGAGGCAACUUUACUCUGCCAUCCUUCAAAGGGCUCUUCUUCCAGACUGCACUCUUCUCCUCACAUCACGACCAAGAGGUGCUGCUAGCCAACUCUUGCGGAGGGUGAAUAGCAUCCUGGAGGUGUGUGGCUUUUCCACCUCAGACAUAGAGACAUAUCUGUCCAGGUACUUCACUGAUCCUGUCCUUCGAGCUUCUGCUUUGGACUGCCUGAAAAACUCCAGUUACCUACAUUUACUCUGCUGGAACCCUGGGCUUUGUCGUUUGGUGUGCAUGGUGUUGGAACACUCAAAGACUUUGGGUGCUCCACCAAGAACUUUAACAGAGCUGUGCCAUCAAGUCCUGUGUUUAAAAUUGGAGAAGAGUAAAAUGGAAACUCAAGUUCAGACACAAACAUCUCUGCCGUCUGUGAAAGGAAAUCAGAGUUUGAGUAAUAUUCAGACUCAGAUACGCCCUGACGCCCGCCGUCGCAGACAGAGAGCAAGAAAAAAUCAGACGAAAGAGAAAAAUGAGAUGGAACAGGAGGAGCGAAGGAGUGUCGGGCAGGAGGCCUGUGGAGUAGAGGAGAAGAACUUUAUGGACCAACUUAGCUCUUUAGCCUGGGAGACGGUCAAGGCCAACUCCUCCAUUCUUCCCACUGGACACACCUUAUCUGCCAAAUUCAAGGAUUUUGCUCUCAGAACAAGGCUUAUCUGCUCGCACCCUCUGAGAAAGGAGCCAGUUGUUCCAAAAGCCAAGGAGGAGGAGGCAGGAAGAGAUAACCCAGACAAAAAAGCAGGAGAUGAGAACCAAAACAAGAAGGGAAUCAGAGGCAGGAAAGCUUUUGAGAACGUCAACCCCAGCGAUGACUGUGUCCUGUUCUGGGCCAACCCCUUUCUCCAGAGUUACCUGGCAGGUGUUCAUCUGUCUUUGUCAAGGAAUGUGUCGGAGCGUCACUUCCUCCAGGCUCUGCCUGCUCUGUCUGGACCAAAGGGCCGUCGGCGACAUCAAAUAGAGGAGCAGGGGUUGACUCAGCGCUUCGCCGUCAGUCUGCUGUUCCACAACAGAACACUGCUGCAGAGACUCCUCUCCUUCACCAAAACGUCUUUCAAAAACACCGUCAGUAAGCAGACUCUCGUGGCCAAACAACUCCAAGGUCUAUUAUAUGGUGACCUGAGUCCAGCCCAGAUCCUGGAGGUUUGUCACUGUAUGCAUGAAGCCAGUACCACAUAUGGGGAGGGCAACCGAGGCAGCUGCAGCGCUCAACUGGUUUCUCACAUGGUGGAGAAUCUUCCAGCAUUCUUAUCUUUCUGUGGAAUUCCACUAAGACCACCAGAUGUGUUCACUGUGAAAUACAUACUUGAAAAGGGUGGAGCUCAAGGUCGAGGGUUCCGCCUGGAUCUGGAGGAUACUGGGAUCCAGGUUUCUGGGCUGAGGUCUGUGGUGGGGCUCAACAACAUCAAAACGUACAGGGCUUGCGUUGCUGAUGUGAUUGCGCUCUGGGAGCAGCUGGAGGAGUCUGGUGAGGAGGAGCUCCUCCAACAGGCAGUGUCCAGGUUGGAGCUGUACCCUCUGAAAAUCACACAGGUGUGUCACGUGGAGCACCUGGCAAAGCUGGUGGAUAUUCAUGUGCAUAAAAGGCUGUCGGACAGUUGCACCCAAUCAGAUUCCAUCUUGGCAGAAGGGGUACCAGCCAUCAGGGAACUACGCAAGCUGGAAUUUGAACUUGGCCCAGACAGAGGUCCCCUGGGUCUUCCCAGGCUCUGGGAGCUCCUGCCAGGCCUAAUGAACCUGCAGCACCUGGAUCUUGAGAACAACAAGAUAGGAGAUGGUGGAUCAGAGAUGUUGGCUAACACUCUGAUAACCCUCCCUUCCUUGGAAAUACUCAAUCUUUCUCAGAAUUGUAUAGGAGACCGAGGAGUGAAGAACCUGGCACCAGCCCUGAAGUCUCUACCCAAACUGCACAGUUUAAGUCUCUACAGCAAUAUGAUUUCUGAUGAAGGUGCAGAGAAGCUGGCAUCUGUUCUCCCACUCAUGGCUUCUCUCACUGACCUGGACGUGAAGUAUAACAAGCUGACUGAUGUCGGAGCAAUCAGUCUUGGAGCCAGUCUAAGAAACUGUCGAAACAUAAAAACCUUAAGGAUGUGGAACCAAUGUAUUCCCUAUGGAGUAUUUGAGCGGCUUAAGCAGCAGGACAGUCGCAUCCUGUGGCAUUAAAAAAAACAAAAAUAAAAGGACAGAAUCUCGAGCAAAGAAACAAAGUCAGGAAAUAAGUCAUGAUUUGCUGCUUUAUGAAAAAAAUAAUCAUCAUCAUGCACUGUGACAAAAUGGUAGCACACAUUCGAGAAACAUAUUUGCACUACAUUGUGUUGCCUACAUUGUUUGUUCAUUUGUCUGUUUUUUUUACAUACUGUUCAAUGUUUUGUUCCGUAGAAAUGUGACUUUUACUUUACCUGUGGAUUCUUUAAACUGUACAUUCUGCCUAUGACUUGAAGUAAAACGGUUCAACUUGCCCUAACCUACAUGCCCCUAAUGUUCUACUGUGUGGGUUUCACUUGUUUACUAAGUUUGACGGUUUAUGCACUUCUUUUUCACUUCCUUCUCUACAGGUUUCUCUUCCUUUUAUAAAAGACUGUUUUAUCAUAGCUAUGCUGUCCUGUCUUCAGCUUGUUGCACUGAUUAAUGUGAUUCUUUUGUUUGCUACAUGCUCUGUUUGGACUAGAAAAAAGUUUUUUAUUAAAGUUUAUUUAAUUUUUUAUUUCUUUUUAUUACUGCUGUCCAGCAGCACGGUAAAUAGAA